GAUGGCGGACAAAGUGCAGUUUACUGGAAGUGAAGAUUUGUUGAAUUUGGACGGGCUAUUGUCUGUCACAAAUAGUUUAGGAAGCAGUAUUUUAGAUUCGGAUACUUCAAAUCGAUCCAGCUCGUUUCAACUAUCUUCAAAACACGAUUCCAGCUCAGCUAUGGUUGACUUGGAAAUGGAUUUACCCACAGUCAAAGACAUGCCGACAUUGGAAAGUAUCCUCAAUGAGGAGGAUGAUGUUAGUGGUCUGGUAGUUGAUAUCACAUUAGAGGAUAUUCUUAAGGCAGAAAAACCAUCGACCAGUGAAGCCAACCGAGGUUCUGCUGGUGAAACAAAACAUGGUUCAAUUCUUAGACAUGUUGCUUUGAAAAAAAUUUCUGCUCAAGUGCAAUCUGCUUCUAGUCGUAUUGAAGCUGGCUUGCCAACAGCUAUGGCUGUCUCAACAAUUAUUGCUGUGGGGACAUCUCAUGGAAUUGUUCUAAUAUUUGAUGCUAAGCAAACAUUGCAGUUGGUUCUUGGAACAACAUCGCAAGGGGCAGAGUAUGGUGCAGUCACAGCACUAGGAAUAAAUACAAACUCAACCAGGUUGCUUUGUGGUCAUGCUAAAGGCCAGAUCACAAUGUGGGAUUUGACCACUGGUAAGUGUGUUAGAUCCAUCUUAGAUGCUCAUCCUCCAGGGAGUGCAGUACUUCACGUUCUGUUCACAGAUGAUUUAACAGAAGCUGUUUGCAGUGACAGUGGUGGAUCAGUUUUUCUACUUACUUUCAAGAAAGUAAUUGGGGUAAGGACCUAUGAUUCACAAGUGGUCUUUUCUGGAAGCCGUGGUGAGGUUUGCGUUUUGGCGCCGCUACACUUUCCUGAAUCAUUGAAAAGUAAUCCGUUGUCUGAGAGAUCUUUGCUGGCAUUGGCUACACUUACAAAGGUCGUUGUUCUGUCAUUAAGACCACAGUUUUCAGUUGUUUUUUCUUUUGGACUGAAGGGUUCUUUAGAUAGCUUGCCUCUUCUGGCUUGGAAUUUUGUAGUAAUUCAACACGAGGACUCAUCCAGACUGCUCACUCCAGUUCUGGCGUUCGCUCGAGAGUCUAAGAUAUAUUUCUGUAUGGCCCAUACGAAUGGUGAUGAUGAUAACAUCGUCUUUACGAAACUGGAUCUUAUCAAUACAAAGUUCAAAAUUAUAUCAAUUCAUUGGCUAGACUCGCAGUUGAUUGGACUAGUCGAUGCUCUUGAACGAAUCCAUCUGAUGGAUGUACGAAAUGGGGAAAUACUUGAGACAUUAGACCUAGACAGCGUCCAACUCGUGUACAGCAGCAGUUUCUUUAAGUCUUUAUCGAAUGGAGGCAAUGUCAGCGAAGCAUUGGCCCUAGCAAGCGAACACUCGUGUUACCAAUCUGUCGUGGGCUUUAACUCACAGCUUUUAAUCUUAGGAAGGCAGUCCAUUCAUCUUUUCACCAUUCGAACCUGGGAUGACAGGAUAUCCGUGUUUGUGAAUGGAAAUGAUUUUGUUGGUGCUUUGAAGUUAGCCUUGUCUUUCUACAAUCGAACUGCAAAAGCAGUUCUAGGUUUGAUUGGAAGUAAAGAAGAAAAAAAUAUGACAGUCGCUCGUAUGAUUGAAAAUCUUAUUCGUCGAUACGUUGAUAAAAUGUUGGAAAUGAUCCCAGAAAACAAAGAUUUGGAAAGCUUGAGAUCAUAUUUCAAGGAAAAUAUCCCUGUUUGUAUUGAUUACUGUGUGGCAAUAGGAAACAUAGAAUUAUUGCUCUCCAACAUUUACGAUAAAUUCUCAUCUGUCGAACUCACAAAAGAAGUUUUUCUUGAAAGUCUCCAGUCCUAUAUUGAAGAAGAUAGGCUGGUUUCCCUGACCCCGAUCGUCAUGAAAGAUUUUGUUGGUCAUUAUCAAAAGAUGGGAAGAUUAAAAGAUGUUGAACGAUGUCUUGUUCAUCUCGACUUAGUAAACCUCGACAUCGACCAGACGGUGAAAUUAUGCUGGAAAUACGAGCUGUACGACGCUGUUAUUUAUGUUUACAACCGCGGUAUGGCAGAUUAUGGAACUCCUCUUGAGGAACUGUUGAGAAUUCUGAAAGAGACGUCUGAUUCCCAAGUCCAUUUAAAUGAGUCCACUCACGAGCUUGGUUAUAAAUUGCUCGUCUACAUCAGCAGUUGUUUCGCCGGCAGAGCUUACUCUGUGGGAAAUAUACCAGAAGAACUGGUCAAGCCGGUUAGAGAACAGGUCGCCCGAACACUUCUCAAGCCCAGCAUGGUGGACAGCUCAAAUGGUGAUACUUACCCAAAUAUUAGAACUUUGUUGGAGUUUGACACUGCGGAGUUCCUGAACGUCUUGUCUCUCGCGUUUGAAGAAGCUGAUUUUGACGAGGACUGUGGAGUCAUAAAUUGCGUGGCUGGUAGACAGAGAUUUAUUGAUGUGUUGCUUGAGGUUCUGGUGCAAGGAACUGGUUUUACGCCAAUUCAAGUUGGUUCAUUCUUCACAUUCAUGGCUCGUCAAAUGGCAAAACAUAGCAAAAUAUCACUAAACAAAGUUCUCUUUGAACAAGUUUUGGAAUAUUUGUCAAAUCCUGAGGACAUGGUUCGUCAUAAUGAGCGCGAACAGGCGCUGUUGGAAUUACUGGACUCCGGAGCUUUGAGGCAAUUUGAUGAGGAAAGAAUAUUGGUCUUAGCUGAAAAUGGAAAAUUUUAUCAAGUGUGCGAGAUUCUUUACAUUCGGAGACGUCAGUAUGGAAAAGUAUUGAGUUGUUAUUUCAGGGAUCAGUCAAGACAGAAUCAAGCAUUUGAGUUCGUUAAAUUAAAGAUGACGGAUGAUUCCUACACAGAUCUUGACCGAGCCGAACUGAAACAGACUGUUCUAGAAAACCUACUGGAAUUUGUUGCUGUUGAUACCAGAAGAACUGCCCAUAUGAUAAUGGCUUAUUUCCCUGACUCUCUUAAAUGGGCCAUUCAAAAACUAGAGGACCAAAGACAAAUUCUUUACAACUUUUUAAAAAGCGUUUUUGAUAUCAGUGAGUCGUCCUUGUCGAAAUUUGAGCCACCUUCAGAUGCUACGACGAAUGAAACAUUUAUCGAGUUGAUGUGCGAGUUUGAAUCAUUGGCAGUUUAUCCCCAUUUGAGAAGUUCAAACAAUUACAGGCUACAAGAAACUUUAGAGAUCGUGAAAAGAUUUGAUAUAAUCGACGCCACAGCCUACCUGCUGGAAAAAUCCGGCGAUGUUAAGGGAGCUUUUGCUCUGUUACUCCAGGCUUUGGAGAAAUGUGUGAAGAAUGUUGACCAAGGUUUCAUCAACAGAGUUAAUUCAAAAGAAAUGAGCAUGGCUUUGACAACUUGCAAGACGACUCUUCUUGUUAUCAUUCAACUGUGUCAGAGGAACUCACGAAGAAUGGACGAGUAUGAACGAGAGAAUUUGUGGUUUCCCCUCCUGGAAGUAGUCAUGUCCCCGCAACGAAAACUCACAGACAUGACAAGUGACCAUUUUCUAGCAUUCAAAGAUCUCACUCGUCAUGUCUUAAACAGUAUGACCGGCCAUAUCUCAUUACCAAUGAUACUACAGAAGAUAAUGCAGGACCCGACGUACAAUUCUGGGAAAUUUGGUGAAAUACGAGAAUUGAUUAUGGGAAUGUUGGAUACGUAUAGUUAUGAAGAGACGUUAUUAACGACUACCAACCAUCUGUUAGCGUCAGAUCUUCAUCGCUCUCUGAGUCAUAUGAAAGGUCUCUUAAACCGUGGUGUGAAACCAAGACAUUCAAUAUGUCAGUUAUGUCAGCGGCCGAUACUGAUGGGAGAAACAUCUUCGAAACACAGUGACCUAAUUAUUUUCAGAUGUGAGCAUUGCUGUCACACAGAAUGUUUGCGAAAUGAAUUUGGCGACGACAGGAACUGGUCGUGUCCGAUAUGUUCAAAGAAGAAUAUCACACGGCGUGUGAGCGCUUCUGAGGAACGACCUUUAGAGUCGACACGAACAGAGAAAUCAAAGAAGACUCCAACAUUGAGCAGUGAACAAAUAGAGGCUCUCAGCCGCUUAAGAAAGAAUCUCAAAGGACCUUCCAGAUUAAGAAUGUUGAAUGAACUAUCCAAGGGCAAUGAUAUGAGUGGUCGUAGAUCAAGGUUUGGUGCAAAAAACUUGUUACAAGAUGACGAAUUUCAGUUGCAUCUCGCGCCUCGUUUCCAGUUCUCCUGACAGGUGAGACGUAUCAAUCCUAUGUUAGACACACUGAUCUAUAUGUUCAACUGUGGCUUUGAUUCUUAUAUGUACCUUGGUGGCUUCAUAUCUGGGAUAUUUCGAUCGAUACACUGGCUUCGCUGACACAUGUAAUCUCUCAUGCAGGCUCUCACAUUCACACCUCAACAUUUUAAAACUCCGCACAAGAAAUGAUUAAUUACAAAAUGGCGUUUUGUGGGUAAAUUCAAAUCAUAUGAAACAUUUUCUUGACCGCUGUGGUAUCAGAUGCAUCUUAUAUUCGAUAUUUGCUUGGCUUUAGUCGCUUUUAAAUAAUAUAUUGAACCGUAAUAAGGUUUCAUAAUCAGACUGUAAAUUUAGUACGAAUUAAAUAACCGAAUUAAAUUAAUGUAAAAUAAAUGUAUAUAUAGUCAGUUUAGAAAUUAAAGAUGUAUAUAAAAUUGUGCUCAACGUAAGGUGAUUGUAAACUAACAAGGUAUGUUGGUGGAUAUAA
Messenger RNA from Dendronephthya gigantea, 4673 nucleotides. RefSeq names its product vacuolar protein sorting-associated protein 8 homolog. NCBI's taxonomy places the organism in Eukaryota, Metazoa, Cnidaria, Anthozoa, Malacalcyonacea, Nephtheidae. Gene Ontology annotation, molecular function: protein binding. The transcript has 52 exons. The record is from RefSeq and is a predicted model, not a curated record. Gene Ontology annotation, cellular component: late endosome; HOPS complex. The coding region runs from base 2 to 4180 and encodes 1392 amino acids. Gene Ontology annotation, biological process: endosomal vesicle fusion; protein targeting to vacuole.